Molecule: messenger RNA, 941 nt
Organism: Lolium rigidum
Lineage: Eukaryota; Viridiplantae; Streptophyta; Magnoliopsida; Poales; Poaceae
Product: histone acetyltransferase MCC1-like
Exons: 5
Coding region: 87-806 (239 amino acids)
Biological process (GO): N-terminal peptidyl-methionine acetylation
Cellular component (GO): Golgi membrane
Molecular function (GO): histone acetyltransferase activity; protein-N-terminal amino-acid acetyltransferase activity
Source: RefSeq, a predicted model, not a curated record
AGGAAUCGGCAUUGUGGAUGCUGGGGCUGACACACGGAUGAGUUGGAGAGAAUUGUCUCUAGGAGAGCUCCAGGCUUCAACUCCUCAUGUUGGACCCAACAUAUAAAUUCCAACCAACGGUAGAAUACCGCCCGAUUCGGCUCUCGGAUCUCCAGGUGCUCGAGCAGAUUCAUGUUGAUCUGUUUCCUGUAAGGUAUGAGAGGGAUUUCUUCCUGGAUGUUGUUAAUGGCAAUGGCAUCAUAUCCUGGGGCGCUGUCGACACGAGCAGAUCAGAUGAGCUUGUUGGGUUUGUUACCACCAAGAUGGUUUCUGCACAAGACAGUGAGAUUGAAGAUUUGUUUAGCAACAGCUGUUUGUGGAAAGACCCGACUCUUGUGUAUAUACUAACACUCGGCGUGGUAGAUCGUUACAGAAACCUUGGCAUAGCAUCUUCCCUGGUUCAGGAGGUGAUUAAAUAUGGUACAAGUAUCAUCAACUGCAGGGGUGUAUAUUUGCAUGUAAUUUCAUACAAUCAACCUGCAAUCAGAUUCUAUGAGAAGAUGCUAUUUAACCUUGUUAGAAGAUUGCCAAUGUUCUACUACAUUAAAGGACAGCAUUACGACUCGUUCUUGUUCGUAUACUAUGUCCGUGAGGGCCUUUCACCUUGUUCACUACUGGGCUUCCUGGAGGUGCUGGUUACAAAGAUAUGGAGCAACAAAAACCAAAGUACACAUGAAUGGUCCAGAUUUAAGGAAUCAAGCACCCUUUUGGUUACACAGACUGAUACGAGGAUAAUCAGCAAUGAAGAUAAGAGAUGCCAUGUCUAAUUUAUACUCCGGGGUGUCUUAUUUACAAAUGGAUGGUGCCUUCUGAUGCAUUGCUAAAUUAGUUGUAAUUCAUCAAGCAUAGUCUUGUUCAUGAUUAUACAGAAAAAAUAUGUGUAGAAAGAAAUUCCAUUAUCA